This is a messenger RNA of Phytophthora sojae, 564 nucleotides long. RefSeq lists its product as hypothetical. NCBI's taxonomy places the organism in Eukaryota, Oomycota, Peronosporomycetes, Peronosporales, Peronosporaceae. The transcript is spliced from 3 exons. The record is from RefSeq and is a predicted model, not a curated record. Bases 1 to 564 code for a protein of 187 amino acids.
AUGGCCCACUGCUUCGCCGCAUGCAAGCUCCUGAGCAGAGACAUGGACUCCUGCUACUCCGUGUCGGUGCUCCAGCGCAGCGUUGCUGUAUCGUCCGCUACGACGGCCACGGCGUUGCAUACUGUGACAACGGGGAGGGACAACAAGAACGCCAAGCCCAAGACGGAUGUCGGCGUGCCCACGCCCACGCCCACGCUCCGCUCCAGACCAGACCUCCAACUCGAUGGUGUCAAGGCUGCCCCACGCUACGAGCUCUUUGUUACGUCUAACAGCGGUGCCGAGAAGACCUUCCAGCUGUUCGCCAUGCACCAGGAUAAGGAUACCUGCAUCGGAGGUGGCGAAGUGGGCGAGCCCGGCGAAGCGCAGCAGACUGAGGAAAGGAUCAGGGGUGCAGGAGUUUCCUCAAUGGCCGAAGCUCUGGCGCACGCACUAGAGUCUACUGAAGCGAAGGUGCCUAAAGACGUCGAAGCUGCCGACGAGGCCCUAAAGAAGGAGGCAGAGGUGUCGGGGGUGGCGACGGAGCAGCCGACACUGUCAAGACUCACUGUACUAUGGUACAGUUAG